UCUGGAGUCUUGGCCUCCCUCCAUUGCUUAGAUACCUUGAUGGCUUGAUGCAGUAAAAGAAGUUGCGAGUUGCCUCACAAGUCACACUCACACUCACCACUCACAGUGAGAGCGCGCCAUAGAUAGCCAUGGCCGCCGAGCUACGAGAGCUCCGCCAUUCCAGCUCUCUCGGAAGCAGGUCUUCUUCCUCCCCUCGCAAAAACCCUCAACAACAACAACAGCAACAACAACAACAACAACGAGACGACGACGUUUCUCCCCUUCUCUCCGAUCCCAUAUCACGUGACCACCGACCACCCUUCUUCUUCUGGUCUCACCAUUUAUUCUCCGAAGAUUCUAGGGGUUCUUCUUCUCCUUCAAAGUUGUCCCUUUUCUUGAUCAUCUUUCUUGUUGUUGCUGGAUUUGUCUCCGUUUCUUCCCUCAUUCGUCGUUUGAAUGCACCAUACUUAUGCCAGAAAGAUGGCCUUACUCUUCAGUGUCCUCGGGUCAAAGAGCCGCCUUCACUCUGGGAGAAUCCGUAUUCAGCCAUUACAUCUUGGAAACCUUGUGCGGAACGUCGUAGUAAUGGCAUAUCAGAUCCUCCUGCAGAGAAUGAAACAAAUGGAUAUAUAUUUAUACACGCGGAAGGUGGUCUAAAUCAACAAAGGAUUGCUAUAUGCAAUGCAGUGGGCGUGGCCAAAAUUUUGAAUGCUACACUUAUAUUGCCAGUGUUGAAGCAAGACCAGAUCUGGAAAGACCAAACGAAAUUUGAAGACAUUUUUGAUGUUGAUCAUUUCAUCGACUACUUAAAGGAUGAUGUGCCAAUCAUUCGUGAUAUUCCAGAGUGGUUCACAGACAAAUCAGAGUUGUUUACAAGCAUAAGGCGCACGGUAAAGAACAUUCCAAAGUAUGCUUCAGCCCAGUUCUAUAUCGACAACGUUCUGCCUCGAAUCAAAGAGAAGAAGAUAAUGGCCCUAAAACCUUUUGUUGAUAGACUCGGGUAUGACAAUGUUCCUCGAGAAAUCAACAGACUGAGGUGCAGGGUGAACUAUCAUGCUCUGAAAUUUCUUCCUGAGAUUGAGCAGAUGGCUGAUCAACUAGCUUCGAGAAUGAGAAACCGUACAGCAAAUUCAAAUCCAUACAUGGCCCUUCAUCUUAGAUUUGAGAAAGGGAUGGUCGGUUUAUCUUUCUGUGAUUUCGUUGGGACCAGAGAGGAGAAAGCCAAAAUGGCAGAGUACAGGAAAAAGGAAUGGCCAAGGCGUUAUAAGAAUGGUUCCCAUCUAUGGCAAUUAUCUCUGCAGAAGCGGAAAGAAGGUCGAUGCCCACUUGAACCUGGGGAAGUGGCUGUGAUUCUCCGUGCUAUGGGCUAUCCGAAAGAGACCCAAAUAUAUGUUGCGUCUGGGCAGGUUUAUGGGGGACAAAAUCGGAUGGCACCACUCAAGAACAUGUUCCCCAAUCUGGUAACGAAGGAGGAAUUGGCAAGUAAGGAGGAGUUGGAUGGCUUCAGAAAGCAUGUUACGAGCCUGGCAGCACUGGACUUCUUGGUUUGCUUGAAGUCUGAUGUAUUUGUGAUGACCCAUGGAGGCAACUUUGCUAAGCUCAUCAUUGGCUACAGGCGAUACAUGGGCCAUAAGUUAAAGUCUAUUAAAACCAGACAAAUUCAAUCUUUUGGGACCUUACAUGGCUGGGCUACUUUUUUGAGAUUGUAUCACCACCAAACAAGGACAGGUUUGCCGGAGGAGACCUUCCCUAAUUAUGAUCUAUGGGAAAACCCUUUAACCCCUUGCAUGUGUAAGGCAUGAAGAAUGCACAUAUAUGGAAUUGUUGAGUCAUGUAUCGUUUAGUAAAAUAUUUGGAGUGGCGAUUAACCCAAGCAGAGGCCUCCAAUCUCGAGAUAGGUGUCGAGGAGUAUCUGGCGGAAUUGCUUUAUCGGUUGCUCAUUUUUACAGAUUAUGACGGUUAUGGUCUCGAAGUUCGUACAGAAGUCAACAUAAUGUGGAGGUUGAUAAACAAUGCUCGGUUGAAGACAGGUUUUGGUCAUCAACUAUUUAUGAAGCUUGAUGUGGGGGGAUGUCGUAUGAUUGUCCUUGUACUAACAAUUAAACGAUUAUAUCCUGUAAAUUAAGUUGAAUAGAAAUACUAUGAUGCCACUGCAACUGUUAUUAGAUUACUA
Molecule: messenger RNA, 2152 nt
Organism: Beta vulgaris subsp. vulgaris (sugar beet)
Lineage: Eukaryota; Viridiplantae; Streptophyta; Magnoliopsida; Caryophyllales; Amaranthaceae
Exons: 11
Coding region: 129-1781 (550 amino acids)
Source: RefSeq, a predicted model, not a curated record